This is a messenger RNA of Nycticebus coucang (slow loris), 4073 nucleotides long. Its product is annotated as zinc finger BED domain-containing protein 5-like. Gene Ontology annotation, molecular function: protein binding. NCBI's taxonomy places the organism in Eukaryota, Metazoa, Chordata, Mammalia, Primates, Lorisidae. Bases 896 to 3034 code for a protein of 712 amino acids. The transcript is spliced from 6 exons. The record is from RefSeq and is a predicted model, not a curated record.
CCACCACAUCGGGUUAGAUUUUCUAUUUUUAUUAGAGAAAGGGUUUCACUGUUUCUCAGGCUGGUCUGGAACUCCUGAGCUCAAGCAAUCGACCCGCCUCAGACUCCCAAAGUGCUAGGAUUAUAGGAGUGAGCCACUGCACCUGACCAGGAAGGAUAGAAAAUCUGUCACUUUCCCCAGUAUCCAGCCCGGAAGGGGAACCUCGGCUACUCGCUCCAAACACUUAGAGUAGCACUGGGUUUCUCUGUAAGUGGAAGCCGCAGGCUGGCGCUUCGUCAGGGGUUUUAGCAUCAAGAUUCUAGUUCUCACGAGACUUGCUAGAGGAGCAGGAAGUAUCUUUUUUUUUUUUUUAGAUAGAGUCUCACUUUGUCACCCUCGGUAGAGUGCCUGGUCAUCACAGCUCACAGCAACCUCCAGCUCUCGGGAUUAGGAGAUUCUCUUCGCUCAGCCUCCCGAGUAGCUGGGACCACAGGCGCCCGCCACAACGCCCGGCUAUUUUUUUGUUGCAGUUUGGCCGGGGCCGGGUUUGAACCCGCCACCCUCGUUAUGUGGGGCCGGCGCCCUACUCACUGAUUCACAGGCGCCGCCCAGGAAGUAUCUUUUUACAGCGAAGGCUGGCGAGUGAGGGAAGGUACCCAGUGGAGGUGUACAGCCAGGGCAGGGGGGACGGGCUGUCCUUGGAUAGAGAAGGGUUGAGUCCUGGCCCUUUAAACUUCAGGGGGAGGGUCCGGAAGUGGAGGGGCGGGACAAAGGCCCUUCUAUAAAAACGGGCCCCAGCCGCGCGGAGUCUCUAAUCUGCCAUUUUCUGUCUGUAGAUAAGUCUUUGGCGCCCCAUAUUCUUUCUGUUUUCUUCACAGGCUCUGUUCCCCUACUUGCUUACCACUUCACGGGAACGAUGGCCACAGAGUCCACAGCCACUGCCGCCAUCGCCGCGGAGCUGGUUUCUGCCAGAGUUGAAGAUGUUCCUGUGCCUUCUACCUCUGCAGAUAAAGUGGAGAGUCGGGAUGUGGAUAGUGAAGCUAAGAAAUUACUGGGAUUAGGACAGAAACACCUGGCGAUGGGUGAUAUUCCGGCAGCUGUAAAUGCAUUCCAGGAAGCAGCCAGUCUUUUAAUGAAGAAUGGUGUUGUGGGAAAUGGCUUGGAAGGUGUGCAUGUGGAAGAGAAAGGAGAAAAAACAGAAGAAUCUCUGGUAGAAAAUAACGAUAAUAUAGAUGCAAACCAUCCCAUGACAAUGGAUCGUGUAGAGAAGAACAUUAAGAAAAGAAAAUACAGUGAAGAUUUUUUACAGUAUGGUUUUACCUCAAUAAUUACAGCAGGAAUUGAGAAACCACAAUGUGUUAUUUGUUGUGAAGUUCUAUCAGCCGAAUCUAUGAAGCCGAACAAACUGAAACGCCAUUUUGAUAGCAAGCACCCGAGCUUUGCCAGCAAAGAUAUCAACUAUGUUAGAAGCAAAGCUGAUGGACUCAAGAAAGCCAGACUUGGCACUGGUGGCAAGUACCACAAAGAAAACGUAGCAGCCGUUGAAGCUUCAUAUUUGGUGGCACUCAGAAUCGCCAGAGCUAUGAAACCUCACACCAUUGCUAAGGAUUUACUGUUGCCAGCAGCCAAAGACUUUGUUCGAGUUAUGAUCGGAGACGAGUUUGUUACGAAAUUGAGUGCAAUUUCCUUAUCUAAAGACACUGUCCGUAGAAGAAUAGAUGACAUGUCUGCUGAUAUUCUUGAUCAGGUAAUCCAGGAAAUUAAAUCUGCUCCGCUUCCAAUAUUUAGUAUCCAGCUUGAUGAAUCUACAGAUGUUGCAAACUGUUCACAGUUACUGGUUUACGUGAGGUAUAUUAAUGAUGGCGACUUUAAAGAUGAGUUCCUUUUUUGCAAACCUCUUGAAAUGACAGCUACUGCAUAUGAUGUGUUUAACAUGGUUAGUUCAUUUCUGAAGGAGCAUAAGAUUUCUUGGGAAAAGGUUUGUGGAGUUUGCACAGAUGGUGCUCCAGCUAUACUAGGAUGUCAAUCCGAAUUUCAACGUUUGGUACUGAAUGAGUCACCAAAAGUCAUCGGAACUCACUGUAUGAUUCAUCGGCACAUAUUAGCAAUGAAGACGCUGCCACAAGAGUUACGAGAAGUAAUGAAAAGCAUUGUAAGUUCUGUCAAUUUUCUAAAGGCGAGCACUUUAAACAAUCGACUGUUUUCUCAACUCUGCAGUGAGUUGGAUGCGCCAAACAAUGCUCUGCUAUUUCACACUGAAGUGAGAUGGUUGUCAGGAGGAAAAGUUUUAAAACAUGUUUUUGAGCUUCGUGAUGAACUCAAAACGUUUUUUAAUCAGAAAGGAAGACCGCAGUUUGAAGCACUUUUCAGCAAUAACUGUGAACUGCAGAAAAUAGCUUACUUGGUUGACAUCUUUGCCAUCUUGAAUGAGUUAAAUUUAUCACUGCAAGGACCAAAUGCAACAUGCCUUGAUUUGUCUGAAAAGAUCCAGUCAUUCCAAAUGAAACUUCGGCUUUGGCAAAAAAAAUUGGAUGAAAAUAAAAUUUACAUGUUGCCUACCUUAUCUGCUUUCUUUGAGGAACAUGAUAUUGAACGAGACAAAAGGAUUACAAUGAUAAUUUCUGUGAAGGAACACUUGCACAUGCUUGCAGAUGAAAUUACAUCGUACUUUCCAAAUCUACCUGACACCCCAUUUGCACUUGCCAGAAGCCCAUUCACAGUCAAAGUUGAAGAUGUUCCUGAGACAGCACAGGAGGAGUUCAUUGAACUUAUUAACAGCGAUGCAGCGAGAACUGAUUUCUCUACAAUGCCAGUUACAAAAUUCUGGAUCAAAUGUUUGCAGUCAUAUCCAGUUCUAUCUGAGACUGUGUUGCGCCUUCUUCUUCCAUUUCCAACAACAUAUCUUUGUGAAACAGCGUUUUCCAGCUUGUUGGUUAUCAAGUCUAAAUACAGAAGUAGACUUGUUGUGGAAGGUGAUCUUCGUUGUGCUCUUGCAAAGACUGCCCCGAGAAUUACUGAUCUGGUGAGAAAGAAGCAAUCUCAACCUUCCCACUGACAUUGGCUUUUUUAUCAAUACUGUCGCAAAAUGUAGCAAUGCAGUUGACUGUUGUUAUAUUAAGACUUGCCCAUGCUACACCAUGCUUCAAGACAAAAUUUCAUUUAUUUAUAAUUAGAAAUAAAUAUUUCUGGGCAGCGCCUGUGGCUCAGUGAGUAGGGCGCUGGCCCCAUAUGCUGAGGGUGGCGGGUUCAAACCCAGCCCCGGCCAAACUGCAACAAAAAUAAAAAAAAAUAGCCGGGCGUUAUGGCAGGCGCCUAUAGUCCCAGCUGCUCGAGAGGCUGAGACGAGAAUCGCGUAAGCCCAAGAGUUAGAGGUUGCUGUGAGCCACGGCACUCUACCCGAGCACGGUACAGUGAGACUCUUUGUCUCUACAAAAAAAAAAAAAAGAAAGAAAGAAAUAUUUAACAGUAUUUUACCUUUGUUUGUUUGUUUGGUUUUGUUUCUUUUCUUUUGAGACAGAGUUUCAAGCUAUUGCCCUGGGUAGAGUGCUGUGGCAUCAUAGCACUCAUCAACCUCCAACUCUUAGACUUAAGCCAUUCUCUAGUCUCAGCCUCCCAAGUCCUGGGACUACAGAUGCCCACCACAAUGCCUGCCUAUUUAUUAGUUGUAGUUAUUGUUUGGCAGGCCCGGGCUGGAUUUGAACCAGCUACCUCUGGUGUAUGUGGCUGGUGCCCUAGUCACUUGAGCUACAGGCGUCAAGCCAUGAGAACUAUAUUAAAGGGUCGUGGCUCUAGGAAGUUUGAGAACUGGCCUAGGCAAUAGAGUCAGACAAGUAGACAAGCCAAGGCUGGUAUGAUCAUUCCAUACUGCUAUCAGAGACCCAGAUUUCUUUUAAUCCAUAGCAAGCACCUUCUUUUUUUUUUUUUUUUUGAGACAGACCCAUCCUGGAUUGAGUGCCAUGGAUUCACAGCUCAUAGCAUCAUCAAACUCUUGGGCUCAAGUGAUUGUCUGGCCUCAGGCUCCCCAGUAGUUGGGACUACAGGUGCUCAAAACAUGGCCAGUUAAUAUCUAGGUUUUAUAUUUUUAUUUAAAAAAA